AUGACGGCCACAGUGCUGGCAUUUCUUGCUGCAGGGCUGUUGUCCCUGCUCUGCAUCCAUGUGCAUGCAAGGAAGGAUAGUAAGCAGAUCAAGCUGCCCCUGAUCGGUGACCUCCAUCGCUCGCCCAUUGAGAAACCGCUAGUGAACUGGGAUUCCUGGGCUCGAGAAAAUGGCCCGAUUGCGGUACCUAGACUGUUUGGCCUCAUUCCAAUUGUGGUGCUCAACUCGUAUGAGGCCGUGACCGAGUUGUUCAGCCGUCGCAGCCAGUGGUAUAGCAACCGGCCGCCCUCGGUCAGCAUGGAAAUGAUUACAGGCGCUGGGCCGGGGCAAUGUCGCUUCACGCUGAUGCACGACUAUGACGAGCACCUCAAGCUACACCACCGUAUUCUAUCCCCCAGUCUUGGGGCCCCUGCCGCACCUAGGUAUCAGCCGGUGAUGGAGCUCGAGUCUAAUCAACUUCUGUUGGACUUGGUGAACCUGUUGCGCAAGAGCGCAGAUGGGACUACGGACACCACCAGCACUGACGCAGUCUACCCGCUGCUGGAGCGCACCCAGUCCAGCGUCAUCUUGGCACUGCACUACGGCAUGCGGAUCCCCAAUGGCAAGGAAAAGGUGCUGCACGAGAUCAUCGAGAUUCAAACCCAGAUUACCCACCUCGCCGCCAAUCCGCGCUUGCCCGAUCUCAUGCCAGCACUACGCCACCUCCCCGCCAUCCUCUCACCAUGGAAACGUGUCGCCGAUCGGCUCUUCGCAGCACAGACCGACCUGAAUAUGCGCCUGUUCCGCCACGGACGGGAUGCCGCUGGUUGGAACGCCACCAAGCAGGCCAUCUCCGCCGCCAAGAAGUAUACCUCUUCUGCUAGCCCCCCGAUCCCCGAUCUGGAUCUCGCCUUCACCUUGGCCACCUCGAUUCAGGGCGGUAUGGAGACCUCCCCGCGUCAGCUGCUCUGGCUCUUUAUCGCAGCGCUGCACUCGCCGUCCUUUGUAGCACGCGCGCACACCCUCUUCGAUGAGGUUGUCGGCCGUGACCGUCUCCCGCGCUUCGCCGACCGCGCCCAACUCGCCUUUAUUGAUGCCAUUGCCCAUGAGCUAUUCCGCUGGCGGCCCAUUGCCCCCGGGUCCAUCCCGCGCCGCGCGGACCGCGACGACGAGUUCCAGGGGGUCCGCAUCGCGAAGGGUGUCACUCUGAUGGCGAAUGCGUGGGCCAUCGGCCGCGACGACAAGGUGUUUGACCCGGCGCUGGGCGAUUUGCAAGAUUUCGUGCCGGAUCGCUGGCUCCGGCAGACUGAUGCGGACAACGAAGGAGUACAACUGCGGACAGAUCUGCCGCUGCCGGUCUUCGGACAGGGUCGCCGGAUCUGCCAGGGUCGGCGAGUGGCUAUUGACGGCACCUUCAUGCAGGUGGCUAGUCUGCUCUGGGCAUUCGACAUCGAGCCUGUCGACGGCACAGAGGCGGUGGAUCCGUGGGCCAUGAUGGUUGUGGGCUUCAUGACAACGCCCCCCGAUGUCCCAUUCAAGCUGAAGCCUCGCGGUGACUGGGUGCUGAAGGUGAUUCAGAGAGAGUGGAAGACGGUGGAAAAGGAUCUGGAUAAGGUAAUGGGGGCAGCCAUCGAUUUGGAGAAGUGA
This is a messenger RNA of Aspergillus clavatus NRRL 1, 1626 nucleotides long. Its product is annotated as putative cytochrome P450. The record is from RefSeq and is a predicted model, not a curated record. Gene Ontology annotation, molecular function: monooxygenase activity; heme binding; iron ion binding. Lineage: Eukaryota; Fungi; Ascomycota; Eurotiomycetes; Eurotiales; Aspergillaceae. Bases 1 to 1626 code for a protein of 541 amino acids. The transcript has a single exon.